Molecule: messenger RNA, 4338 nt
Organism: Onychostoma macrolepis
Lineage: Eukaryota; Metazoa; Chordata; Actinopteri; Cypriniformes; Cyprinidae
Gene: ankrd31
Product: ankyrin repeat domain 31
Exons: 21
Coding region: 580-4128 (1182 amino acids)
Cellular component (GO): nucleoplasm
Molecular function (GO): protein binding
Source: RefSeq, a predicted model, not a curated record
AACCCAAUUUGCCGCCGAGAAAAGAAAAAAAAAAAAAAAAACAGAAAUACCUUCAUAGCAACUGUUGUUGAAUAUUACCAAUGUGACACAUCGCGCUUUUAUUAAGUGUUUUGUGUCGUAUUGUUUAAUGCAAACCAGUAUGGAUUUAGAGCAGGAGGAAACCAUCGCGACGGACGACGACAGCGGUGAAGCCGACCACAGCUUUUACCUCAGCAGGUUAAUGUUGACAGAACAUCAGUUCUCAACCCCCACUGUCGUCUCUCAUCGUGUCCUAAUUAAUGAAGAGAUUUCACCUCAGAUUGACCUGCAAUAUCGUACAGGACAGAGCAGAAAGACAUUCAUAACAAAACAGGAAACACAUGGCACAGUGGUUCCACCAAUAAAUCCUGCAAGUGUUCAAGCUCGAAUUAUUGAGGAAGAAAGUUCUUCAGAAAGGAACACAGUGAAGUGUUGAGACCCAUUCCCAUACAUGGCACCAACUCAUUAGAUGCUUCUCACCAGCAGCCUGGGCCGACUUUGAGACGUUCAUUGAGAAGAAAUGGAAAAACAUUGGGGGAAAAAACUGAUCCAUUGGCCACAAUGAAGAACACUGAACUAAUGAAUACUCAACACAGGUCACUGCCUUCUAAAAGGAAGGAGAGUCCAGACACCAAAGAGUACAAUAAAGCAUUCAAUACACCUUUGCCUACACAUGAUAAACCAACAUUAACCGCUAAGCCUUACGUUAGUCCAGGUUUCAGUGGCCAAGGCAUUACAGAACGAAAAUCAGGGAAAGUCCUAUCACUCAAGUCCAUCCACAGACGGAAUCAUUUUGGAGAGACAAAGCUGCAUUUAGCUGUGAUGAAGGGAGACAUUCAAGACGUCAAAGAGUUGAUCACAGUGGGUGCUUCUGUUAAUAUACCGGAUUAUGCAGGUUGGACUCCACUCCAUGAGGCAGUGCAGAGAAACAAGUUUGACAUGACAGAAAGUUUACUUGAAGCUGGAGCCGAAGUAAACUGCAGAGGAGAUUAUGGAAUUACACCUUUACAUGAUGCCAUUCAGAGUCAGUAUUACAAGAUUGUAGAUCUACUUCUGAAGUAUGGUGCUGAUCCAUUAUCAAAGAGUGACAGAGGGAUGACUCCUAUGGACAUGACCACAGAGAGAUCUAUGUACAUACUGGUGGAGAAAUAUCUGCAAAAGACUAAAAGUGAUCCAGAUAAUACACCCAGCACCACUGAUUCUGCAGUUAAUCCAAGUAUGAGCCAAAGAAACAGCCAGAACUCCAUCAAAGACACAAGAGCUCCUCUUCAGAAAUCAACAGGAACUGCUGAUACGAGUGAGCAUGAAAGGAGCCCGCAGUCUGGUGAAGCUGAACCCAUUCCUGGUCCAAGCAGUGGACAACCAAGCUGUGAUCCUUCCAUUCAGGCCUCCCUCCAAGGGGAGGCUGGUGAAACUCUGAUGAAUGAUGGCAGUUCAGUAGCUGAGAAGACAAACUCACAUUCUUUCCAUGACCAUAGCUAUGCAAUUACUGAUAAGACAGAGUCAAUUCACAGCGCAAGUGAAGAUUCAUGUAAAGUUGCCUCAGCAAGAAAGAGGAUAUUGGAGGGCUGUCAACACAAUUAUGGGGCUGAUAAUGACUCAGCUAUGGCUAAGAAAAGGGUCAAAAGAACAAAACAUGACAUUCAAAAUGAAAAAGAGUUUUUGGAAUACUUGCUCAAUUUUGAUACAAACCAUGUUUUUGCUGAUUCUGAGAGCAAAAAAGAAGUAGAUGGCCCCUCAUUUCAACAGAAUAAAGAUGCAAGAAAAGAACAACUGUCAGCUCUUGAUGUUUACCAGAAGGUUCCAUCUGAAACUGUAUGCUGUUCUGACACCAACAACAACAGCAGUCAAGAAAGCAGCAAUUCUUCACUGUCCCCUCAUUUAAAUGAACUAAUUGACUCAUGUUUACAAGAGACAUUCAAGGGAGACGUUAAUGUACAUCCAUUUGGAGCAAUGGCUAAAUCACAAUUACAGAAGGAGGAACUGAUUGAUUCAGGCAGCCCUGGUUCUCUGUCUUUGCUUAUGGCCAUAAUCCAUAAUCAAGGACUAACCUGCAGUCCAGAGGAUUCAGAGAAAGAUGAACCAUUAGAGGAAUUAGACACAGCCAACAAACAACUGCCAGAUACUAAAACAUCAGAAGACCCUCUUAUGGCCCAGUCAUUGUAUUGUGAGCUCCAACAACUGCAGGGAACUUUGCCAUCAACCAGCCCUGCCACUGAGUCUCUCCAUGUGGAUAGUAUCACUGGCUGUUCAGAAACCUGUAUAAAAACACCACAUAAUGACUCGACACAAAUCAGCAUUCAAGAACUGCAAUCUCCCAAAACACUGCCCCUAAAGAAGCUUCUAAAUCAGGAUGAAGAAACAGACAUGAUCACCAUUCAAAACCAGCAGGAGGUGGUAGAGAUAAUAGAGACAGCACUGAGCACUAAUCAGACAAAAAUUGAUCAGAGCUACACUGAAGAUGAUGGCAUGGAAUGUGAAAAGCUGGAAUGUGACACAUUGAUUUUAAAUGCGACAGAUCUCAUUGGUGAACCUGAAGCAGAACCACAUUGUUCUUGCAGGGGGGUAGUUAAUGAGCCAGUGAGUGACAUUCUCAAAGACCAUGCCAGUACAAGUUCUGUUUCACCCACUUUUUUCUGUGCCAGAGUAGAUGUUGAACAGCUUGAAAAUUCUCACAUGGCUGAUUGCAUUGUUGUCGAGAAUCAUAUAAUUAAAGAUUCAGCAGAUUCUGACUGCACUGUUGUGGAAUGGUCCAGUGCUGCUGACAUUCAGGAUGUGGCCAUCACAUCAAUUCAGCAUGAACUCUUUGGUUCUGAAGAAAGGCAUAGUGAAAAGGAAGCAGAGAACACAGAGGGUACACCUGACACAGUGAUUUCAGAGAGUGUUUUGUGGCCUUUUUUACCUGAGAAUUUGUGUACACAACCUUCACUGGAUAACAAUGAAGACACUGCACAUUUAAAACAUGAUCCACAAAUAGCUCUGGAAAGCAAAAGGUUCGUAAACACAGGUGAACUGAAAAGUCAGAAAAAGAAAUCGAAACGGAAGAAAAGGCCACUUAGACAAGGACGCAGAAGUGUCGCAGAUGGAUUGAAUACAGGAUCAAAGAAAUUUUUGAAAAUUACUCAGAAAAAUCUUCACAAGAGAAAUAGUGUAGGCGAGACUCGGCUUCACCGGGCAUGCAUCAGAGAAGACCUGCACAUGGUCAAAGUCUUGAUAGAAGCUGGAAGCAAUGUUAAUGUAUCAGAUCAUGCAGGAUGGACCGCCCUUCAUGAGGCCUGUUCCAGAGGUUUUGUAGAUGUGGCAGAGCAGCUCUUGGAAGCAGGGGCCGAUGUCACCAGCAGAGGGCUAAAUGGAUGUAACCCGCUGCAUGAUGCUGUUGCAUCGGGCUCAUAUGAGAUUGUAAGGCUUCUCCUUCAGUUUGGCUCAAGCCCUCAUGACAAGAAUAUCCUGGGACAGAGUGCGGUAGACCUCGCAGCACAUGAAAGCAUCAAAGAGCUGCUUUUGACAUUUAAAGGACCUUUUCAUAAACCUGCCCGGCCAACUGACACUUCCAAACAGGAAUCUCAGCUUUUGGCUGCAGAGCACAUGCAGCCAGAUCAGUGUUUUCAGUCAGCAGGAACAUGGAUCGAUUUUAGUGGCAAUAGCCAAUUGAACUGCCUUGUUAGAGAUGGAAUCAUUCAGCACGGGGAUGAUAAUUUAGAAAUGACACUUAAGGGUUGUAGCUAUGAGGCCUCUCUUCUGGAAAAUGGAUCUAUCAGUGAUGCCAGUGGCAGAGACUUCCUCCUUCCAGAACAAUGUUUAGAAUCAGUCCUGGAGAGUCAGUCCUCAGGUCCUGUCACCUCUGAUUUUGCCUUUAAAAAGGUUAUGUAUCAAUCCAAGUCAAGUUGUUUAAAUACGGAGAAAACACCUCUGGGAUCAGUACAUCCCCAUUGCUGCACAUUCAACAACAGUCCAUCAAAACCUGCUAUAAAAGAGCCGUCCAAAAACGACGUUUUCAUGAACAUCAGAUCAAUUCGCUUGGUCAGCGAUGAGGAGUUUUUUCCAAGCCAUGUGAUGAACAGAUACUGGGAUUUCUUCGCCCAGAGUGAGGAGUGGACCUUUGAAACUUAAGAAAGGUGCUCGUGUAGCGCAAAAGUGCCUGUUAGAGCGUCAAUGAAAGCACCGUUUCAGUGUUAAAACCUUUAAUGUUAGAACUUUAUAAAGUGGAAGAGUGUUAUAUUCUCAGUGUUGGUUUGAAAGUACGAUAUUUGAAACGUUUUUGUACAACUAAGUUUCUUUUGCAAGAUGAUGGUCUUGAUAUUAAAAUGUAGGCUAAAUCAA